AGAAAAUAAAAUGAAAAGAAAAAUAUUUUUAAGAAAGAUCAAUUGAGAGAUAGUUUGGAAAGUAGGAGGGCUCAUUUGAGAUUAAAACCCUAGAAUCGAUCAACGCUGCGACUAUUCUUCCCCUCUCUCUUUUCCUCUCCUUCUCUUUGUGUUAAAGCGAUCGGUUCUUCGUCGUUGAUUUCCGUAGACAAAUCGAAAGAUGAGGGGAUUGGUGAACAAGCUCGUGUCCAGAUCUCUCUCCGUCGCCGGCAAAUGGCAGCAGCAACAGCUUCGCCGUCUCAACAUCCACGAGUAUCAGGGAGCUGAGUUGAUGGGAAAAUACGGAGUUAAUGUGCCAAAGGGAGUCGCUGUGUCUUCUUUGGAUGAAGUUAAAAAGGCUAUCCAAGACGUUUUCCCUAAUGAAAGCGAGUUGGUCGUUAAGAGCCAGAUUUUGGCUGGUGGAAGAGGUCUUGGAACAUUCAAGAGUGGCCUCAAGGGUGGUGUUCACAUUGUUAACCGUGACCAGGUUGAAGAUAUUGCGGGAAAGAUGCUAGGACAAGUACUCGUCACCAAGCAAACUGGUCCUCAAGGCAAAGUAGUUAGCAAGGUUUACUUGUGUGAGAAACUGUCACUCGUCAAUGAGAUGUACUUUUCCAUAAUUCUGGACCGUAAAUCUGCUGGACCGCUGAUAAUUGCCUGCAAAAAGGGUGGUACCAGCAUUGAAGAUCUUGCUGAAAAGUUCCCUGACAUGAUUAUUAAGGUACCGAUUGAUGUAUUUGCUGGAAUUACUGACGAAGAUGCUGCUAAGGUUGUGGAUGGUCUGGCUCCCAAAGCUGCUGACAGAAAAGAUUCUAUUGAACAAGUGAAGAAGCUAUACGAACUCUUCCGCAAGUCUGACUGCACAAUGUUGGAAAUCAACCCCCUCGCUGAGACAUCCACUAAUCUAUUGGUAGCUGCUGAUGCCAAGUUGAACUUUGAUGAUAACGCUGCUUUCCGACAGAAAGAAGUUUUUGCUCUGCGUGAUCCAACACAGGAGGAUCCACGAGAGGUGGCUGCUGCAAAAGUUGACCUGAACUACAUCGGAUUAGAUGGAGAGAUUGGUUGCAUGGUGAAUGGUGCUGGACUGGCCAUGGCGACCAUGGACAUCAUUAAAUUGCACGGUGGUACUCCCGCCAACUUCCUUGACGUUGGUGGAAACGCUUCUGAACACCAGGUGGUGGAGGCGUUUAAGAUACUGACAUCGGACGAUAAAGUGAGAGCAAUCUUGGUGAACAUAUUCGGUGGGAUAAUGAAAUGUGAUGUGAUUGCUAGUGGAAUCGUGAACGCUGCAAAAGAGGUGUCACUGAAAGUACCAGUGGUGGUUCGUCUAGAAGGAACAAAUGUGGAACAAGGGAAGAGAAUCCUCAAGGAGAGUGGAAUGAAACUCAUUACAGCUGAUGAUUUGGAUGAUGCAGCAGAGAAAGCUGUUAAAGCUUUAGCUAAUUAGGAGGCUUAAAGAAGGGAUUACUCUCUCUCUCUCUCUCUCUCUCUCUCUCUCUGUCUCUGUUUUAUACAAAAAAGCUUUCUUUUUUUGUUGGGUUUUUUUUUCUUUCUUAACCAUUUUUAUGGUCGACGACGCAAUUGCAUAUUGUUGCGGAUAUAAUUCGGUGGAACAGAUCAAUAAUGAACUGGUCUCUUUUUUCUGUGUGUGAUUCGGAGAAAAUUUAAAUCGGAGUUCUCAAUUAUUUCGCAAAUUAAACCAUUAAGUGACGGAAUAUUAAG
Molecule: messenger RNA, 1740 nt
Organism: Thlaspi arvense
Lineage: Eukaryota; Viridiplantae; Streptophyta; Magnoliopsida; Brassicales; Brassicaceae
Source: the annotation of a GenBank genome assembly